UGAAGGGUACUGAGCAUAGAAGAUUCCUUCUCUGUUACCUCCCUUCCUCCUACCUUCUUAUUUUUUCUUUUUCCUUUCACUUCAUCUUAACUUCUUCUCUCUUUGGAUCUUUCAAACCGAAAAGGUACGGAACAGUGAUUAUACAGGGCUGUUGUGGAACGCUCAGAGAACGAAACUUGCAUUCUCUCUAUCUCUAUAGCAUUAGGCGUGAAAUUUUACAUUUAGGUAUUCAAUUGAUCAAUUAGGGUUUCAGUAUGGCGUCCGAUCAAGACUCCCCAACGGAAGCAACAAAUUUUCCAGUCUCGCCAAAGAACGUGUAUAAGGACCCAGAUGAUGGCCGCCAGCGCUUCUUGCUUGAGCUCGAAUUUGUUCAAUGCCUUGCUAAUCCUACUUAUAUUCAUUAUUUGGCUCAAAAUAGGUAUUUUGAAGAUGAAGCAUUUAUUGGAUACCUCAAAUAUCUUCAAUAUUGGCAAAGGCCAGAGUACAUAAAGUUUAUCAUGUAUCCUCAUUGUCUCUUCUUUCUUGAGCUUCUUCAAAACGCGAACUUUCGAAAUGCAAUGGCACAUCCUGCAAACAAGGAGUUGGCACAUAGACAACAGUUUUACUUUUGGAAGAACUAUAGAAACAACCGGCUGAAGCACAUAUUACCAAAGCCACUUCCUGAACCUGGUAGUGCACCUUCAGCUUCUGUGGGCCCACCAUCUUUGCCGACUACAACAAUAACAUCUGUUCCUCCAGUUCCUUCUCCAGCUGUUACUCAAGCUCCUUCCCCUAUGCAGUAUGGCAUGGGUUCCGGAUCCUUCGUGAAGAAUGAUCCAAGAAAUAGUGGAGUUGAUAGAAGGAAGAGAAAAAAAACUUGCCUCGUUAAAAUUACAGAAGAAAGAUGGGUGAUUCAAACAUUGCCUGGGAAUACAGCUUUUUAGUGGUUGUAAUAGAAUAGCCAAGGGUGAUGUCUGUUUCCUGGGUUCAAUGCAUGUGCCAGUAGGUUGACGCAUCCAAAACUCUCUUCAGACUUGAGGGUCUUAUUAAUUCUUUGGUAGAUAACAUGAUGUUAAGUACUUCCUUUCUUCGUAGCUGAUUUCAAUUUUCCUGGAUUUUGUCGCUACUCUUUAAUGAUAUGGUUGUUUACAAGUUUAUCUACAAAUGUAUGUCUGUCUUUUCAUGUAUGCAUCGAGAUUAUUGGGUUUAGGAGUUCUGUAAUUAGCCUUGUUUUGAUCAGGAAAUUUCUUGGUGUAACAUUGCGAAGCUGAUGAGUGAUUUAUAAGAUGAAAAAGCAAGGAUUGUGAUUGUAGGACAUAGAUGGAGAGGUUAACCAACGGGGAAAUGAACACUCAUUCCCCCUCCAAAGGAAGAGUCGGAUACUCGAUCAGUAUUGGUCGGCAAUGUGAGU
This is a messenger RNA of Striga asiatica, 1390 nucleotides long. NCBI's taxonomy places the organism in Eukaryota, Viridiplantae, Streptophyta, Magnoliopsida, Lamiales, Orobanchaceae. The record is from the annotation of a GenBank genome assembly.